AUGGUGCGCGCGGCGCGGGUCGAUGCGACGGCCUCGGCUCAGUCGGCCGCCAGCCGCCAGCGCCCAGCAGCGCACCGAGCGCAGCCCCGCUCGCCGCCGCGAUCCGAGCCGCGACUGUCCGAGUGUUGCGAUGAAGGUCUUAAAAAGAAGAAAAAGGGGAAAAAAUCCAAACGUAAAGGUGAAGAAGAGCUUUUUACUGAAGAAGAAUUAGAAAAGUAUAGAAGAGAGCAUCAGCAGCAAAGUACUGACAGUGGCGAAGGUACUACCAAAGAAAAUGAGGAAUGGUCUAAAUUCAAAGACUUAACUACGGGCAUAGAUACUGUGCUAAAAAAAACACAAGGUGACCUAGACCGCAUCAAAUCGACUUCGUUUUUUCAACGCAUACCUCCAAAACAGGCUGAGCCCGAAAAAAAGGUACCACCACCUAGGCCUGUUGUUGAGGUUACUGAAGCUGAUUUUCCACAGCUUAUUCAAGCUCAAACAGAUGCUGACGAAGAUCGCAGUGAGUACGGCGUGACUGACGACGAGUCCGAAGAAGAAGAGCAGGACGAUAUCUUCGAUACCUCGUAUGUGGAGGCUGUUGAACGGGGGGAAGUAAAACUCGGGUACGUGCCUGACUCACCCGAAGAAUUUCAGGAUGACGAUAUCUUUGAUACAUCCCACGUCGAUGCUUUAAUAAAAGGUCAAGAAGCCAAAACCUCUAAAGGAAAAAAAUCGUUAGACAUUGGAAUAGCUGUUGGUGUUCUUACUGGCCGAAUAGAUAAUGUAACGGUUACUAGUAAACGUUCUAAAAGAGUAAUUCCUGGUGACUUAUUAUUGGAUAAUACUGACACAAAUGACGGGAGACCAAGUGAAACAAUAACUGUAGACGAGUCCAUUGAGAAAAGUAUAUUGGACCUUGAUACGGACGUCCCUAUAACGACACCAAUAGACUUAAGCGUAUCACUUCACACGUCUUUGAUUCAACAAACGAAAGGUGAUACAGAAAAGGCGAAUGAUUUUUUCUCUGCCGAUCAGACGCAAGCCGAUGAAGAGAUUGAUGAAUUUACAUUACUUGCCGCAAAGUCACUUGAAGUCAACUCGGAUGUUGCAAAACUAGGAGAAACCGAAAUAAAGGCGGAACCUGUCUUACAAGAGUCAUGGUCAGCUUUUGAAGCUGAUAAGAAUGAAUUUGUGUUUGCUGAAAGUAUCAUUGAAGAUCAAAUAGAUGUGCUUGAUCCUUAUUUAGAUCAAGACGAUCCGUUUGACACUAGUUUUGCGGACGCUGUUAUACCCGUUAACCAGUUUCAAGCGAAUAGAGAAGCAGUAAUUCUUGAAGACGACGACGAUUUUGACCCACGAUCUGAUGAAAAUCGAGUAAAAUUAAAUAAUAGGCGAAAGUCUUCAGUUCGUAUUCAUUUAACCGAUCCCUCAGGAGUACGAGAAUCCAUUACGUCUGACGAUAUUAUUGACAAAGAAGAUAGUCAUUCAGUCCGGGAUUUGUUGGGAGGCAGUACCACAGAUUUAACUCAGCUAGGAGACUCGCCUCUAGAUCCAGUGGAUAUCAAUAACUGUGAGAUCGACCCAUUUGAUACUACUAUUGUUGAUAGCAUUGUUGCUCCCGGUAAGGUAGAAUUAAAACUUUUAGAACAAGAAUUAAUAACUUCAAGCUCUUCUACAAUAUAUAGAGUUCCAAGUGAUCCCGAUUUUGAUCCGAGAGCGGACGAACCAAAAAAAGCUGAGCGCCGAGCUUCUCGCCCUGAGAACUUAACGGUUAGUAAGAGUGUUGUCUUUAACGUUGACUCAGAAGAAUCUUUAGGCGUUGACACAAAAGUUAAGUCAAAUAAACCAGUCACACCUUACUAUACUCGCGAGCUUUCAAUCACUGAAGACGCCAGCGAAGAAGCAGAAGCUGCCGACAUUGUGCCUGACACGUUGACACGCACGCGGUCUGACGAAGACUUGACACCGAAGGUUAACUAUCAAAAUAAAAGAAGGCAUUCAGAAUAUUCUCGGACAGGUGACAUAAAACCUAGUGAUCUAUUCAACAGUGCUGAAGUUGAAGUAAAAACUAAAGUACUAACACCUUCAGAGCCACUUCGACCUUCGACGAUAAUUGAUCCUUUCGACACUUCUUUUGCAAGCAAUAUCGUCCCUUGCAAAACUGAAUUAAAACUUUUGGCCAAGGAAUUUUCUUGCGAGGAAGAAGAUAACUCACAAGACACCAAGCACGAUUUAUUGGAUCCAUCCGACGAUAUAUUUCAAGCAAAAGCUCUGACUCCAGAACCUUCGGGCUCUAAAUUGACAAAUACAAACUUUGAUCCAUUUGACACAUCUUUUGCUGGUGAUCUGAACCCGGCCGAUACGGAACCUGAUGCAGUGACUUCUGAAAAUCCCUUCGCUACGAGUAAUCCUUUUUCUGAUUUCGGUAGUGGAUAUGAACCACCUGCCGGAGAUACUGUACCCGUAGAUAUCUUUAGCGGCAUAGAACCGGCUGGCAUUGGAGCCAAGCAAUACGAAGAAUUUUCAGAAAAAAAAUCUACACCACUGGAUAUAUUCACCAGCAGUCCAGUGGAUCAAGACCGGCUAGUCAAACCAACUGAACUCGACUUAGUUGUUGCUACGGACGACCAUCCAUUUUCAAACGAAGAAGAAGAUCAAAGUCAUCAUUUGCCGGCCCGACCUUUGCCACCUGAAACUCAAAAUUUAAUCUUAACUGUGACUGGUCAAAUGGAAUUUACAAGUUCACAUCUUUUGGACCGCAUCCCCCCUACACGCACUCCGAGUCCUGUGUCGGUGCGAGAUAUUCAUUCGCCUAGCCCCACGCCAGAGCCUGAGCAUUUUGAGGAGCCGAUAAGCGAUAACUUCGAUAUAAAUCGCAACAAACCAACGCGGCCACCGCCGGCCCGGCCACCACCAGCGACCCGCCCGCCGCCUCCGCGGCCUCAGCCACCGCGCCCACCCACAGCUACUCCGCUGACUCAACCAGUAGCGCCACCACCCACACAACAUUCAGAUGACAUUAAUCUAUUCGAUGCACCCAUGCCUACCACUAUCAAACCUACUAAAGAGGCUAUUUUGAGCUUAUAUACGGCACCAAAAAAAGAAGAAAAGCCAAUUGAUUUCUUAAGCGAUGAUUUAUUAGAUGACGUCUCCACUGAUGUCAAACACGACAUCUCACAACAUCUCGCAGGAGAAGUGGCGACAUCUGUCGGUGCUCUUUCAGGGCAAACCAGUUUCGAGCCGGAGGAACUCAAAUCAGCGAGUGUGACAAUAAGCAAUGUGUUUUCAUCUACCAUAGACUCCAAAGCGGACACAGUGGCACCCAUGGAUUGUUCGGAGCCCCAGAUAGAGGAAGCCUCUGCGACUUGUAAUACUUCCCCAUUUGGGGAUGCUUUGAAAGACGACUUCUCAGCGCAAUCAGCUAGUAUAGAUGUUGAACGGAAUCCAUUUGAGAAUACCAUUGAUUCGGUAGACGUGGUUGCCCAGUUACCUGAAGCUGUAGAUAUAUUUGGCGUGAAAUCAGAUGAUGUUGUAAUGACAAGUAGUAACGAAGUUUUUAAUAAUGCCAAAGAAAACAUUUUUGAGAUUUCAUCUAUAAGUGGGACAGGUGAAAUCCCGAGUGAUCCAUUCCAUUCGGCUACAAAUGAAACGAACGUAAUGGCUUUAAACCCAUCUGAAGCAUUGGACAGACAAGCGGAAAGUGCUUUCGACGUGAGUGGCAUGUCGCCUUCAGCCACUGCUGACUGGGGAGCACCGACAGAAGUAACCAUGCAGGACGUCUUCCCCAGUAGUCAGGACGCGUUUGACGCAUUUUCAGCGAAGUUUGACGCCACUGCAGCAAAUAACUUGAAUACAGGAGCUUGGGGUGACGACAGCAGCGCGGAGGCGGCGCCGAGCGGCUUCGAGGCGGAGGCCUUCGACCCGUUCCUGAGCAUGGGCGCGCCGCCGCCGCCCGCUGCCACGCCGCGCCUCGACCACCAGGCCUCUCGAGACUCGGUGGACGAUACCUUCUCGGUCUUCAUCAGGCCGAAGGACAGCGAGGCGGGCGGCGAGGAGGGCGCCGUGCCGGUGCUGGCGCCGCCGCCGCGGCCGCAGGCGCUGCCCGAGUCCCCGCGCGCCAACCCCUUUGACAAAAGCGGCUUCGAGGAGCGCCGGGAUCCAGUGUUCGGUACUGACUACAAGCGAGGAGAGGGCGACGCGGGUAGCGAGGGUGAGGGCGAGGGCCCGCCCACUCCGCUGUUCGACGAGGACGUGUCGCAGCCACUGGAGGACUUCCCGCGCACCAAGUACACGGGCCCCGGCUGGGAGAUGCACCUGCGCCAGCCCAACAAGAAGAAGAUCACGGGACAGAGGUUCUGGAAGAAGAUCUUCGUGCGCGUGGCGCUGGUGGGGGACAAUCCUGUGGUGCAGCUGUACAACAGCGCGGCGGACAAGGAGCCCUUCCAGGAGCUGCCCCUGCAGGCCUGCUACUCCGUCUCCGACAUUGGCGCGCAGCAGUUUGAUCAGUUCGGCAAGAUCUUUACCGUGAAGCUGCAGUACGUCUUCUACAAGGAGAGGCCUGGCGUCAGGCCGGGCCAAGUGACGAAGGCGGAGCGCAUCACGAACAAACUGUCUCAGUUCGCGGCGUACGCCAUCCAGGGGGACUACCAGGGCGUCAAGGAGUUCGGCAGCGACCUGCGCAAGCUGGGCCUGCCUGUAGAACACGCGCCGCAGGUGUCGCAGCUGUUCAAGCUGGGGUCGCUGGUGUACGAGGACGUCAAGCAGUUCAGCUGCUGCGUGGAGGAGGCGCUGUUCCGCCUCGCCGCGCACCGCGACCGCGCCCUCACCUACAAGAUGGAGGAGGUGCAGAUCACGGCGGUGGACGAGCUGUACGUGGAGCAGGACGCGGAGGGCUCGGUGCUCAAGCAGAUCGCAAGGGUGCGCCUGUUCUUCCUCGGCUUCCUCAGCGGCAUGCCGGACGUCGAGCUGGGGGUCAACGACCUGCGGCGCCAGGGCAAGGAGGUGGUGGGCCGCCACGACAUCAUCCCCGUCGUCACCGAGGAGUGGAUCCGAGUCGAGGACGCAGAGUUCCACGCCUGCGUGCAACCUGAAGAGUUCGCCAAUACGCAGAUAAUCAAGUUCAAGCCGCCGGACGCGUGCUACAUCGAGCUGAUGAGGUUCCGCGUGCGGCCGCCCAAGAACCGCGAGCUGCCGCUGCAGCUCAAGGCCGUCUGGUGCGUCACCGGGAACAAGGUCCGUCCUACACCACCUACACUACCCACCCUCGGGAUGUCCAAAGUGGAGCUGCGCGCGGACGUGUUGGUGCCGGGGUUCGCGUCGCGCAAGCUGGGCCAGGUGCCGUGCGAGGACGUGGCCGUGCGGUUCCCCAUCCCCGACUGCUGGAUCUACCUGUUCCGCGUCGAGAAACAUUUCCGAUACGGCUCCGUCAAGUCGGCGCACAGCAAACUCUUUUGCGCCCUGCACCCGAUAUCAGUUCAGAGAAGUCCGGAAAUGGUUCACGAGUAUGUGAUCCUGGGACAAAUGAUCCGGUUGGUCAGGUCCAGGUUCAAGAAGCGAACGGGCAAGAUAAAGGGCAUAGAACGGUUCCUGGGGGCCGUAGACACCUUGCAGGAGUCUCUCAUCGAGGUCACCUCCGGCCAGGCCAAGUACGAGCACCAGCACCGCGCCAUCGUCUGGCGCAUGCCGCGACUGCCCAAGGAGGGCCAGGGGGCGUACACGACGCACAACCUGGUGUGCCGCAUGGCGCUGACGUCGUACGACCAGGUGCCGGCCGAGCUGGCCAGCCACGCCUUCGUGGAGUUCACCAUGCCCGCCACGCAGGUGUCGCACAUGACGGUGCGCUCCGUGUCGCUGCAGGACCACGACGGCGACCCGCCCGAGAAGUACGUGCGCUACCUGGCGCGCCACGAGUACAUAGUGGGCAUCGAGCGCACGUCGGGGCAGGCGGCGCCGGCGUACGCGCUGGCGACGGCGGGCCGCCACGCCGACGCCGCGCCGCCGCCGCCGCCCGCCGCCGCGCCGCUGCCGCAGCCGCCCUCUUCCGACUCCGACUCCGACUAG
Messenger RNA from Spodoptera exigua (beet armyworm), 6042 nucleotides. Lineage: Eukaryota; Metazoa; Arthropoda; Insecta; Lepidoptera; Noctuidae. The record is from the annotation of a GenBank genome assembly.